AUGUCGAGGAAACAUUACAAAAAGUGUGGCACUGUGUGUUUGUUGGGAAGAAGGAAAGACGGACCUGAAACUGUAGGCAGCCGAGGCGGCGGAUGGAGCACCCGUGGGGCAAACAAUCCCCCAUCCACAUCCAUCCAGCCAUCCGUCUCGGCUCGGCCUCCUUCCAACCUUUCUUACCUGCUUUACUCCUACAAAACUGCUUUAUUCUUGUUUCAUUCUAGUUAUUAAUAUGUUUUUUUGACACUCUCCGAAUAGUCAUCAUUCACCCACUUGAAGUUGAAUAAUUUUGCAGGGAUCUAUCACUUAGCGUUAUCUGUAUGUCGCACUUGAAUCGGAUGCUUUCCAAAAUUUGCUCUAUCCUAAAUAAUUUGUUUUCAAAUAUCUUUCAUAGAUUCGAUUCCAUCUUUCAUCUCAUUCUAAUCUAAUUUAUUCAUGUUUCUCUAUCAUAAAGCCUUUGUCCAAAGUUGCAAGUCUUAUUUUGAUAUUGUCGGGAGCUUGGGCUAUCAACAUAAAAAGCUUUUUCCAAUCCUUCGUGUUUUUUUUUUCAACCCUGUCACCGAGGAUGAACUUUAAUUUCGGAAAAAGUCUUCAAAUAAAGUUGCAGCUCAUUUUGAAUUUUUUAGAAUCGUUUUGAGUUCAAGAGAUACAUAGAAUGGCUAUAUGAAACAUCCUGCUAUUUUCAUUGAAGACAUAACGUCCUUAAAAGUUUUCAUGAUCCCUUUCAUACGAUAAUUAAGACCUCUACGAAUAUCAAUUAAUUUUUUUUACUUUCGAUUGCGCUUCCUAAUGAUCAUCAUGUUCAAAGCUGAUAACGGCUUUUCUUUUCAGUUUUUUUUGGUUCAGUCUUCGAAUUAUGAACCAGAAAAAGAAAACAAGAUUUUGAGCAAGAAAAGUAUAUAACCUUGUUAAUGCGUGAACACUUAGGAAAGUUUCGUUUUUGUUUUGCAUCAAUUUCAUAAUUUUAUUUCAAACUCACUGUAUUUCGACUGCAAUCAAUUUCAUCAUCUGCUUCAUUUUUCGGUUUCUUUUUAUUUUUCGAAAUUCUGAUCCACUUUGGCAUUCUUUCGCCUAAACUUUAACAACUGUUUUUUUAAAAUCAUUUUUCAUUCUUUCUUUUUUUUUCCUUUUUUACUUUAUAAAUUUAGUUUCAAAACUUCGUCCUUGAAAAUCAGCUAUAGACGGAUAUUUUUCAAAAAAAGAAUUUGCGCAUGUAUUUUUUUCAUAGAACUUUGAUUUUUGAAACAACUUGUGCUCUGGCGAAAUUCCAUGAUGUAGUUUGACUCUUUUCUGCUUGAUGUUUUUAUUCCAGAUGAAGUUUUUGUCCUCAAGUUUUCCGAAUCCUUUAUCCAAUGAUCGAAAUAUUUUUCAUCUUCGUUUAAGGCUGAAAGAAGUUUUAACUCCAAUUUCACUACAAAACUGAUUACAUGUACUUUCAAGCUCUUUGAAAAUAUUCGAAUGAAACAUCUUUUUUAAUCGAGGAAUUGUAAUUUUUCAAGACUGAUCCCCUAAACGAGGUGUCGAUUUCUCUAAAAUCUUGUUCGAUACUGUAAUUUUUAACUUUUCAAUCUAUCACGUGAAGUGUUGCUUGAGUACUUUCUAAAAAUUUUAGGCACUUCUUCAACGCUGAUUUUUUUUCUAUCAUUUUGAAGAAUAUGUUCAAUUAUGUGAGAAAUUAUUAAAAAAAAGGAAAAUUUCAGACGUGACGACAAUGUCUCACGAGUCGGAUCCUGGCUGGCAGUUCUUGCGCCAGUCCCAGGAGCAGGUUAUCUUUUCUUUCUAUUAAAACGAGGUCUUCUUGAGUAUAUUCAAUCUGAUUCGACAAUUAUUUUCUGAUUAAACUGGGUGGAGAAAUCAUCAUAACUUCUGAUGAUGAAGAUGAAAACUUCCAUUUUUUUUUUGAUACUUUUUUUUUCAAUUAACAGAAGUUGAAUUUUUCAUGAUUUUUGAAGAUUGAAAGUUGAAACAGAGGAAUGAUAUUGAUAUAAAUACCAGAAACGGAAAAGAGGAAAAGUUUCAGUUGCUCGCUGCGACGACGAAAAAAUUCGACUCGAAGAAGAAUGUGUGGAUCGUCGACCCGGAGGAAGGCUUCAUCGCCGCCGAGAUCAAGUCCACCAAGGGCGACACCAUCACCGUCGUCACGUCCAAGGGCACCGAGGUCCAGGAACUUUUUCGUAGCAUCCUUUGCAAAGAUCCAGAAGAAAAUUCCUAUACAUUUCUAAAAAAAAUAGUUUCAAAGUCUAUUCGCAGUGACUUUCUUCAAUUUUCUUUCUUUCGAGAAGAAAACUGAUUGAAUGGUAUGAAAUUGUACAAAUUUAUAUUUUUUUGUACCACAUUUAUAUUUUUAGCCUAAUGGGUUAUGUGAAAAAAAUUUCUUUCAAGAUAAUGAAAAUAAUUUUAAAUCUGUCGAUUUCAGUUGUAAUCGCUCCAUUAGCUUUUUUUAUCCCGAAACGGAAAAAAAUUCAAAAAAAAUUUCAACAUUUUUUUACCACUUGAUUGCUAGAAUUAUCCUGUUGAAACAUUUUUUUUUUUGAACCCUUAAAUUUUCAUGGAAGUCUGGAAAAAAGGUUGAAAUCCCGAAUUGAAAGAAGAGUUUUAAGAAAAAUUGAAAAGUACACGAUAAGAUCUUUUCCUUUUGUUCUGAACAAAAGAGAGAAGAUUAUUCAACUACUCAAAUUUUGUGUCAUAAGACUUUACUUUUUUAAAACUUCAUUUUUUCAGAAGUCGCUGAAAAAGGACGACGCUCAACAGAUGAACCCUCCGAAGUACGAGAAGACCGAGGACAUGGCCAACUUGACGUUCCUCAACGACGCCUCCGUCCUUCACAACUUGCGGCAACGCUACUAUUCCAUGAUGAUCUAUGUUAGAACCUUGUCCUGCUCCAAUUCCAACCGACUUUUCAGACCUACUCGGGCCUUUUCUGCGUGGUGAUCAACCCCUACAAAAGGCUGCCGAUUUACUCGGAAGCCGUCUGUCAGAUGUACCUCGGCAAGCGAAGGAACGAAAUGCCGCCCCACUUGUUCGCCGUGUCCGACGAGGCCUACAGAAACAUGAUCAACGGUCUGAUUUUGAACUGAACUGAUUUUGAACUGAAUUGCUUUAAGACAAUAUAAAAACCUCAUAACCAGAAGUCCAAUCAUUUUUUGAAUUUUCAUAAAAUAAGGAAGCCUCUUGCUUCGAAAUACUUGAUUGAACGUUUUGGAAUAGGUUAAAAAGAUCGUGCCUUACCAUCCUUUUGGUCUAACAUUCGAAAAAUAUCUUUAAAAGUUUCGUCAGCCAAAAUUUUUGGAUUUUCAAAAGAAUCAAGACAUCAGAACUCAAUAGUUUGACUUUACCAGAUUUGCAUUUAUUUUCCUCAAAUUGAACUUUUCAUUUCCAUUCGAUAACAAAGGAAAUUCUCUCUCAUCGUAUCAGCAAUUAUUCGUAUCACUGAGAAUACCAAAUUGUUCAGACCGGGAGAACCAGUCGAUGCUGAUCACCGGAGAAUCCGGAGCCGGAAAAACGGAAAACACGAAAAAAGUCAUCUCCUACUUUGCCAUGGUUGGAGCCUCGCAACAGUCUGGGUAUCUGGAAAAUCUAAUCUCAUUGUCUCUCAAUUUAUUUUUUCAGCGCUCAGAAGAAGAAAGACAAGAACAAGGUCUCAUUGGAGGACCAAAUCGUGCAGACCAACCCUGUUUUGGAAGCUUUCGGUAUCAUUUUGAAGUUGUUCUUUAUGAAUCUAUAAUAUUGUAAAAGUCUCCCAUUUUCGUGGCAACCAGCCUUUGAGCGCAAAAACGUACACGCCUGAAGGGCCAGCCAGAGUGGCGGCUCUCAGCGGCGCGCUUGACCGGAUCUUCAAGCUUUUUCCUCGGGAAUUGAUAAGAUAGGACUCUCGGAGUCCUUUGCCAAUUUUCAGAAUAGACGAGGGGUUCAUGGAGAUUUGAUUAUUAGAGAAGAGAAAGAAAAUAGAAAAAAAACCACAAAAUUAAUUUUUAUGAGUAACUGUAGGUUGUGUGGUUCUGAAAGUGUGAACACACAGUUUACAUCUUCUCUGACUAGCAAAAAAAUCAUUUUUUUCGUCCAAUUUUUUUAUCGCGUUAAGAGUAAUUUCUAUAAAUCAUUUUUAUUUCGCCGAAAUAAUUUUGAACUCGACAGUUUUUUUUAUUCUUAAUUUUUCAGUCAAAUUAUUUAUUUUUAAGGUAACGCAAAGACUGUGAGAAACAACAACUCUUCGCGUUUCGGAAAGUUCAUCCGAAUUCAUUUCAACCACGCUGGAAAAGUCGCCGGUGCCGAUAUUGAGCAUUGUAUGUUUUUUUUUUCUUUAGAAUUUUCUUUUUUAUUCAAUUUUUUUCAAUUUUCAGAUCUUUUGGAGAAAUCUCGUGUGAUCAAACAAGCGCCCGGAGAACGAUGCUACCACAUUUUCUACCAAAUUUACUCCGGAGCAGUUCCCGGAUUAAAAGGUUUUUGCCAGUUUUUGUGGAAUCUAAAGAUGAGUUUUUUCCAGAAAAAUUGUUCCUGAACCGUCCGAUCAAGGAUUAUCACUUUGUCGCCCAGGCUGAAGUCACGAUCGACGGCGUCGACGACAAGGAAGAAAUGCUCAUCACUGAUGUUGACCUUUUUUGUCUUUGUGAGAUUAUAGAGAAGUUUAGGAAGCUUUCGACAUCAUGAAGUUCACGGCCAAGGAGAAGGAAGAGCUUUUCUCCAUCACUGCCGGUAGGAAAAUCGUUUUUACUGACUAGGAAGCGGUAUCCACUUAUAUAGACACUUUUGAAUGAAACAAAAAUCAGUCGAUUUCAGUUGAAGUUUAGUUAAAAAAGUUGUCCUUUUUUUUUUUCAAAAACCACUGAGGAGAUUUGUCCGUAAAAUCAGUGGUUGUUAUAGCCGUUGGAGCAAUCUUUUUACAAAAAAAAAUUUAAUAAUCGGGCUUUUGAAGGAAUUAUGCACAUGGGAGAGCUCAAGUUCAAGCAGAGACCCCGUGAAGAACAAGCCGAAUUGGAAGACGGCAAAGGUCUUUUUCCAUUCAUUUUAUUUUUACUCAAAGGAAAAACUUCAGAAGGUGAACUUGCCUGCAAACUCUAUGGCGUCGACACGGAGAAGUUCAUCAACGCCAUGUUGAAACCCCGCGUAAAAGUCGGAACCGAAUGGGUCAACAAGGGACAGAACCUCGAGCAGGUCCGUUUUCAAAGGGAUUUUAUGUGUGUCCUGGACUUUGUUUCUAAUAUGGCUUUUUAAAAGUUCUGUAUUUUUAGAUAGUUUUGUAGAAAUUUUCUCCAUUGAUUUUUUUUCAGUGUUUAGGUAUUCGCUUCGAGACCAUUUUCUCUGAAUUUCACGAGGUUUUGAGAUUUUUUUUAAAGAGCUUGCCUUCAAUUUUUUUUUCUCGUUAUUUACUUUUCAAAGUUGUUUUUAGCGAAAUAAGAUGGAUUUGAAGUAGCAAUUCUUGAGAAUUGAAGUAUUUCUAAUUAUCCGCGAAUUGACCGUUAUGUAAUAUUCCUAUUUCUCUGUUUCUUGGAUCGUAUUUUUGAACUAAACGGAAAAUCUUGGUGAUUCAUCUGUUUUGCUAUCUGCAGAAAAAAAGCAAUUUAUAAGGAUAAAUUUUUCAAUUUAAAAAGAUUUUUUUAAUAUUACCUUUACUUUUCUAACUUUUCUGAAAUGUUUUGAAUUUUAAUUUUUCUAUCGUUUUCAGUUUAAUUUUGCAGGUCAACUGGGCGAUCGGCGCUCUGGCCAAGGCUCUCUUCGCCCGACUCUUCACCUGGCUCAUCAAGAGGUUCUUUUUUAACUAAGCAGAAGACAAAAUGGAGAGAAUUCAAAACUUCAGAUGUAACAAAACUCUGGACGCUCAGGACUUGUCGCGCGAUUUCUUCAUCGGCGUCCUCGAUAUCGCCGGUUUCGAAAUCUUCGACGUAAAUGGAAGCUCAAAAAAAAAAGAAAAAAAAAUACCGAGGUUCCAGCUGAACUCUUUCGAACAGUUGUGGAUCAACUUCGUCAACGAGAAGUUGCAACAGUUCUUCAACCACCACAUGUUCGUCCUGGAGCAGGAAGAAUACAAACGGGAGGGCAUCCAGUGGGAGUUCAUCGACUUCGGUCUCGAUCUUCAGGCCUGCAUCGAGCUCAUUGAGAAGGUUUGAAAGCUGUAGAAAAGGCUUGAAUUUUGUUCAAAUUGUUGGAAAUUUCCAGCUUUUGCGUGGUGUCAAGUUGUAGGGUUCUAAGUGAUGAAGGCAAUUUACCUGAUGGUUUUUGAAUUUUUCUUCUAGGAGUUGGUAGCUUUAUUUUGUGAUAAGUAUGGUACCAGAUUCCUCCUAUUUUUGUAGGAUUAAAAAAAUCUUGAAGCACUUUUUGUUCCAAAAAAGAGAAAGAACCUUUUAAAAUCCAUACUUGUUAGACUAACUUUCUUUCUUGAUCGUUCGAAUAUAGUUGAGCUCUUUGAAAACACAAAAUUUGGAAGAGGUCUCAAGUAACACUUAACAGAUUAUUUUUUUUUGUUUCUUUUAUAAGUUUCUCACGUCAUAACAAGCUUUUGUGGAACGAAAGUUUUUAAUUCAUUUCAGACUUGUAAUUGAAAAUUACGAAAAAAUACCUAAUAUGAGGUUUUUUCCGAGUUUUAUAAUCAAGAUCUGUUUUUCUGCUUUAAUUUUUUCUCCUUGUUCGAAUGGAAACUUUACAGCCCCUGGGUAUCGUUUCGAUGCUCGACGAAGAAUGCAUCGUUCCCAAGGCCACGGACAUGACCUUGGCUUCGAAGCUCAACGACCAGCACUUGGGCAAACAUCCCAACUUCCAGAAGCCCAAGCCGCCAAAGGGAAAGCAGGUAGUCGACCAGAAAAAAGGCGUCAAAAGAACGAGAAUCUGAAGGCGGAAGCCCAUUUGGCCAUUGUCCACUACGCCGGAACAGUCCGCUACAACGUGAAGGCGUGGCUGGAGAAGAACAAGGACCCUCUGAACGACACGGCCGUCACCGUCCUCAAGGCCAACAAGACGAACCAGCUGAUGUGCGACAUCUGGGCCGACUACAACACUCAGGAAGACGUCGCCGCCAUGGCCAAGGACGGCAAGAAGAGCGCCGGAAAGAAAAAGGUUAUCGAUGGGAAAAGGAAUCAAGUGAAGAGUAUCAGCGUUGACUUGACUUUUUAUAGUAGAAACACACUGAAACCUGUUAGUGAGUGAAUUUGAAAUGACUUUUCUAAGCCAAGUAGAAUACUUGUGGAUUCAGGGCAAGUCGGCGUCGUUCAUGACGGUGUCGAUGAUGUACCGCGAGUCUCUGAACAACCUGAUGCACAUGUUGCAUCAGACCCACCCUCACUUCAUCCGUUGUAUCAUCCCCAACGAACAGAAGAAGUCUGGUGCGUCUACCGUUCCCCGAACCUCGAAAAAAUCUCCCUUUUCAGGCAUGAUCGAAGCCAGUCUGGUGCUGAACCAACUCACCUGCAACGGUGUCUUGGAAGGAAUCCGUAUUUGCCGCAAGGGAUUCCCCAACAGAAUGCCCUACAACGACUUCAAGCAGAGGUAACCUCAGAGACAGUGGUAUAGGCAUCCAAAAAAAAAAAAUUACCUUUGAAACCUUUUUUGAAAUCGGAAUCGAGUUUUUUUUCAAUCUAGAUCAAUUUUUUAAGAGCGGCAAAAGGGAUUUCUUUCAAAAAUUCCUUUCGAAAUAUGGAUUUAAUAGGUUUUUUGCAAAGUAAAUUUGUAAAACUGCAAAAAUAAUAAAAAAUGAUUGACGUGAGAUAAUUAUUUUCAUUUUCUAUAGCACUACCGCUUAUCAUACGUUUCAGUCACCUUUUUUCAAAGAUUGGAAAGUAAUAUGGAUAUUGGUGUCAUCUACUGCUCGUAGCGAUUUAUACUGAUGUGAGAAAAAGAAUAAGACCUUCUCAAACACCGUAGAUACCUGACUGAAGUUCUAAGUGAAUCAAAGCAAAUUUUUUAAAAAUCAUUUUAUUUGAAUCAAAUAUGCAACAACUCUCGAAAAGGUACGGCCCCUUGACGCCGGAAGAAGCUUCCAUCAAGGAUGCGAAAAAGGCGGGCGAAAAAAUGAUGGGGGAGUUGGUGAAGAGAAACGCUUUGCGGAACGAAGAUCAUCGCCUCGGUAUGACCAAGGUGACGUCAUCUGCACGUCUUCUGAGUUUCUCGAAGCUUCUGAUUAGUUGAGAAUGCGCCAGUGUUCACUUCACCUUGCCAAUUUUGUUGCUUUCCCUUGGUUUCUUCCAAUUUUGGGUACGCGGUCCUGGCGGCGGACGCGGCCAAGUCUGGAAAGGACGACAAGGAAUCCGGAGAAAAGAUCGCCGCCCAGCUGAUCAAGGACGGCUCCCUCAAGCCCGAGGAGUUCCAGUGCGGUCUCACAAAGGUUCCUUUUUGCCUUUGGUGUAGAUGGCUUUUAAAUUGGGAAAGAAUUAUUUUACUCAUUCCUUGACCUUACCUUCACAUGCAAAGUUCAAAAAGCAAAGCAAUAGUGAAUUUAUUCAAUAAAGAGUUUCAACUGGUUCUAAUUAUUUUCUCACGUUUUUGCUCUUCCAUCUGUUGCGUCUUCCCUCACCCAUUCUCUAAGUUGAAACUGAUCCUAGUCGAAAUUUUGGAAAAACUUAUUUUCAAUCUGAACUUCAGGUUUUCUUCAAAGCCGGAGUUCUGGCCCACCUGGAAGAACUUCGCGACGAGGCUCUCGGCAAGAUCAUGACCAAGUUCCAAUGCGCCUGCCGUCAUUACCUCGCCCAGUGCGAGUACAAACGCAAGCUCGACCAGAAGUUCGUCCCCUUCCCUUUAUUCCGAGAAAAAGACAGUUUCCAGGGUUGGUCUGCUCAUCCUGCAGAGAAACGUACGCGCCUGGUGCACCCUCCGCACCUGGAGCUGGUUCAAACUCUUCGGCCGCGUCAAGCCGCUCAUCAAGGGCAACAAGAAGGACGAAGAGUUCGAAGCCCUCGAGAAGAAGUCAGUCGAUUUUCCAACCUUGAAAAAACGAGAUCUAAAAGUAUACACAGUGAAUGUAGGUAUUCCAGCGUUAGUGUCUUCUAAAAUAAACUUUGAUAUUUUCCAAUAAUACUUAUUAUAGUUUUUUAGUAGAGUUUUGAGCUUAAGAUUUGUGUUUUAAAAUUGAAUACCUAUUUUAAUCAUUUUACUUGUAGAUACAAACUCCUGGAGGAAGAGAAAAAGAAGGAAGAAGCCAAGAGAAAGGACACCGAAGCCGAAAACGCCCGUCUGCAGGUGUCAUUUCAGGGGAAACAAUAAUCUAAAAAAGUUAUUUGAAGGCUGAGAAGCAGGCUAUGCUCAUCCAGCUCGAACAAGAGCGCGAUUCUAACGCCGAGGGCGAGGAGAGAUCCGCCAAGUUGCUCGCUCAGAAAGCUGAUAUUGAGAAGCAGGUUCGGAGCAGAAUGGUCCCAAAAUUGAGAGAAUUUUCCAGAUGAGCGAUUUGAACGACCAACUCGCCGACCAGGAAGACAAGAACGCGGCGCUGACCAAGGCGAAGAAAAAGGUCGAGCAGGACAACGAGUCGUUGAAAAAGACGGUCGGAGACCUGGAGACGACGAUCAAGAAGCAGGAGAGCGAGAAACAGGCCAAAGAUCACCAGAUCCGCAGUCUCCAAGACGAGAUCGCCUCGCAGGACGAGGUCAUCUCCAAGCUGAACAAGGAGAAGAAACACCAGGAAGAGGUCAACCGCAAGCUCCUCGAGGACAUCCAGGCCGAAGAAGACAAGGUCAAUCAUCUCAACAAACUCAAGUCCAAGCUGGAAUCAACUCUCGACGAGGUCGAAGACAUGUUGGAGCGUGAGAAACGUGGCCGACAGGACGUCGAAAAGCAGAAGCGCAAGAUCGAGGGCGAACUCAAGUUGGCCCAGGAGAGCAUCGAAGAGCUCAACCGUCACAAACAUGAGCAAGACCAGGUGAUCAAGAAGAAGGACGCCGAACUCCACUCCCUGCAAGCGCGACUGGAGGACGAACAGUCUUUGGUCGCCAAGUUGCAGCGGCAGAUCAAGGAGCUCCUCGCCAAGAUCCAAGAACUAGAGGAGGAACUCGAAUCCGAGAGACAAAGCCGCUCCAAAGCGGAGAAGGCCCGCAAUGAGAUGCAGCUGGAGUUGGAGGAGUUGGGAGAUCGAUUGGACGAGGCUGGAGGCGCCACUCAGGCACAGAUGGAGCUGAACAAGAAGCGCGAAGCCGAACUGGCCAAACUCAGAAGGGACUUGGAAGACUCGGCGAUCAACUCCGAGACGGCGAUGGCUGCCCUCCGCAAGAAGCACAACGACGCCGUCGCUGAACUCAGCGAUCAGCUCGACAUGAUCCAGAAGAUGAGAGCCAAGCUGGAGAAGGAGAAGGCGCAGCAACAGCGCGAGAUUGAUGAACUGCAGCAGGCUGCCGACGUCGAGGCCAAGCAAAGACAGGUGCCUCGAAAGGUGUAUCAGUGAUGAAGACGUCACUGUUUUCAGAACAGCGAGCGUAUGUCGAAGCAGCUGGAGGCUCAGCUCACCGACAUGACCCUCAAGAGCGACGAACAAGCCCGUCUGAUCCAAGAACUCAUCAUGGCUAAGAACAAGACUUCCUCGGAGAACAACGACCUGAAUCGGUUGGUUUAAAAAAGAAUUGAAAUAUGAAUUCAGGCUCAAAUUUGAGUAGCUAAAAUUCAGUAUUUUUGUUUCACCUUUCUCAUUUUUGCUUCUUCUGAGGUUCAGUAGAUUGCCCAGAAAAAUUGAUCUCAAACUCGGGAGUCAAAGCAAAUAAUAAAAAAAAUUGUGUCAGUCAACUGGAAGACGCCGAAUCGCAACUGGCCGCCUUGAAUCGCAUCAAGCAGCAGCAGAACGCCCAGAUGGACGAGCUGAAGAGGUCGCUGGAGCAGGAGUCGCGCGAAAGACAGUCGCUCCACGCCCAGGCCGCCAACUACUCCUUGGAGUGUGAGCAGCUCCGCGAGCAACUCGAGGAGGAGCAGGACGCCAAGACCGAGCUCCAGCGGCUCAUCAGCAAGGCCAACGCCGAGGCUCAGCAAUGGCGGGCGCGUUUCGAAGGCGAAGGCGUCAACCGGGCCGAGGAGCUCGAGGAGGCUCGUCGCAAACUCACCCACAAGGUAUCCGAGUUUUUUUUUUUAUCAAUCAAUCAAUUAAUAUUUUUUUUGUUUUAGUAAUAGAUGUAGUCAACUAGGCGGAGAAAAUGAGCUUCUUCUUCAGGUCCAAGAGAUGCAAGAGCAGCUCGAAAAUGCCAACCAGAAGAUUGGAUCCUUGGAAAAGACACGUCAAAGACUUGCCCAUGAGCUCGAAGAUGCUCAGGUAAAAUGGGAUCAGGAAAAUUAUUUCAGCUGUAAAUUAUAGGUUGAUGCUGACCGAGCCAAUUCCAUUGCCAGCUCUUUGGAGAAGAAACAAAAGGGCUUCGAUAAGGUGCAACUAUAUUAACUUUUCUCUUUAUAACGACAUCUUUAGGUUAUCGAUGAAUGGAAGAGAAAAUGUGAGGCUCUGGUGGCCGAAGUCGAACAGAGCCAACGGGAAACUCGCGCCGCCGCCACAGAAACCUUCCGACUUCGGAAUCAAUUGGAAGAAGCUGGAGAACAGGUGAGAAAGGAUACCUGAACCCUUCGAAUACUGUUCAAAGAUAAUCGAAGCCGCGAAUAAAAGUCAUAAUUCUUUCAAAAGUAGUGAAGCUUUCUGAGUUUCCAAAAAUUUUCGAAUAAAACCUGGGUUAUGAAAUAAUUUCUAAAAAUGGUUUUAGUGAAGUUUGGUGGAAACUUUCAUGAGUUGAGUUAUAAGAUUUUCAAUAGAGGGUCUUCAGGUGGAAGGCGUUCGCAGGGAGAACAAAGCCCUCGCUCAAGAACUCAAGGAUAUCACGGAUCAACUGGGAGAAGGCGGAAAGUCCGUCCAUGACCUGCAGAAGAUCCGCCGAAGACUCGAACUGGAGAAGGAAGAACUUCAGGUACUCAGAAAUGAAUUAGAACUUGUGGCCAUUUUUCGAUCAAAAUUUAGCUAUUUAUCUUAGUUUCAUCUAAUUUAUUCACUCGUCAUAAUUUUUAGAGUUCUUUAAGUUCAAAAAUGUCAUGGUCCCACAUUUACAGCUGUUUUAUUCCUAUUUGAAAAUUGUAGCAAGCCUUGGACGACGCCGAAGGUGCUUUGGAAGGAGAGGAAGCUAAGGUGAUGAGGGCUCAAGUUGAAGUCAGCCAGAUCCGGUCUGAGAUCGAGAAACGACUCCAGGAGAAGGUGCUUCAGUGAAAAAUACUCAAAAAGUUCACCAGUUGAACUCAGGAAGAAGAAUUCGAAAACACUCGCAAAAACCACGCCCGCGCCCUGGAAAGCAUGCAAGCGUCCCUGGAGACGGAAAGCCGUGGCCGCGCCGAAUUGCUCAGGUUAAAGAAGAAGCUCGAGGCCGACAUCAACGUGGGUGUUCUUCAAAGAGGACCAUGUCGAAUAGAAUGUUCAGGAACUCGAAAUCGCCUUGGACCACUCCAACAAGGCAAACGUCGACGCCCAGAAGACUCUCAAGCGUUACCAGGACAACGUCCGCGACCUUCAGGUCUAUUUUUAGGGGUUUUUUUUUUUGGCGGAGAGAGAUUUUCAUGCCGUUCCAGCUGUUGAAAUAUCGCGUCUAGAAUCAUAAUUCGAGAAAAGUUUGUGACAAAUGAGACUUUUUUUUUUACCAUAAAUCUGGCUCUCGAAUUUUUUCCUGUUUUCUCGGACAAGCUUUUUGAAAAAAGAAAAAGAUGUGGAUAUUUUUGGUAUGCAUUUUGAGAGGGAAUCUGAUCAUUUGUUUUUUCAACUCAAUUGUUUCAGGCUCAAGUGGACGAGGAACAACGUAACAUCGCUGAGGCCCGUGACCAGGCGAGCUUGGCCGAGCGCCGAUCUCAGGUUCUGCAACAGGAGAAGGAAGACCUCGCCGUCGUCUACGAACAGGUAACUUUCACAUAUCUCAAAAAUGAGCUUUCGAGAAAUUCAGGCUGAACGAUCCCGUCGCCAAGCCGAACUCGAAUGUGUUGAACACAAGGAAUCGGCCAACUCCUACGCCAACACCAACGCCGCUCUUCUCGCCCACAAGCGGAAGCUCGAGGGAGAACUUCAGGUCGGAAUUACUUUGAAAAAUGUUAAAAAUAGGUAACCUGGUAGUCCAUGUUCUCAUUUUUGCACCCAUAUUGUUGAAAUAUGCCAUUUAUAGACUUUGAGCCCUCUUAAAAAUAAGCUGUGUAGAAUGAACACGUUUAAGACCUUCGUUCAAAAUAAUCUCACACUCCUUCGCUCAUUUUCAAUCUUCAAAUUCAAUUUCUUCUCAGCCCCGAUCAACUGAAAGAGUUUCAGCAGCUGCACGGCGAGGUCGAAGAAGCGAUGAGCGAGAUGAAGAGCGCCGACGACCGCGCCAAGAAGGCGACGAUGGACGCGACGCGACUCUCCGACGAGCUCCGCGCCGAGCAAGAACACGCCCAGAACCUCGACCGCAGCAAACGCGCCUACGAGAGCCAGCUCAAGGACCUCCAGGCACGACUCGACGAAGCCGAGGCUGCCGGAGUCAAGGGCGGCAAACGACAGAUCGCUAAGCUUGACACCAGGUCCGUUUUUACUUCUGACUUCGGACUGAUAUGAGAAACAAAAAGAAAACAAGACCAGGAAAUAAAAUCAGAAGUUUUCUUUUCCUAUUUCUUUUCUGCUUCUGAAAAACUCUUUUUAAAGAACGCACAUUUCCGAGAAAAAUUGUUUGAAGCCUCCUAAUUGCAUCCUGAGGGUAUAUAACCUCCUAGUAUUUUUCAUCCUUUUCUUCAAUCCAACUUUUGUAGACUUCCAAAAAAAAAUUCAAUAUUUUACAUCGCAUUCAUGAUUUCAGAAUUCGUGAGCUCGAAGCCGAGCUGGACAGCGAAUCUCGCAGACAUGCCGAAACCGCCAAGAACCUCCGCAACAAAGAUCGCCGAGCACGAGAGCUGCAGUUCCAGGUUUCAAAACAAACCAGAGCAACUACGAAUGGGAUCUGCUUGAGGUUGACGAAGACAAGAAGGCCACUGAGAGGAUGUACGAUCUGAUCGAGAAGCUGCAGCAGAAGAUCAAGACCUACAAGAGGCAGGUCGACGACGCGGAAGGCCUCGCCUCGGCCAACCUCGCCAAGUACCGACAGCUGCAGCACGCCCUCGAAGACGCCGAGGAACGUGCCGACGCCGCCGAAAACGCUCUCCAGAAGAUGCGGCUGAAGGGCCGCAGCGGCAGCGCCGUCUUCGGUCCUCGCGGCCUGGCCCAUUCGGUGAGCGCUCUCGCUUUUAGAAACAUGAGUCCUUUUGAAAAAUGAGACUUCCCAAAAAAGUAUAAUUGAAAAUUUCUGAGAAUCAUCAAGUUUUCCUUCACGAGGGCAGCAAAGUAUAGAUUAAUUUUAAUCGCUUCGAAAAUUUCAAACAGGGAAAUAUGGUUUUUGAAUAUUGUUUCGAAAAGUUUUGAAGUUGAGAAAAAUCAAGUCUUGUUUUCUCACAAGUCAUAUAAGGUUUUUUGUAGACCCUUCCUGAAAACCUCGGCUUUAAAGGUCUUGGAUGUUUAAAAUUUUUUGAAAAAGCAAUCCCUAAUCGAUCUUUCAACAUUCUAAUGGAUUUCGAAAACAAGGAUUACAAAUAUUAAUUGCUCAAAAUAAGAUGUCGACGACGGGCAUCAACAUGCGGAGAGGCGGCUCUCGAUCCGGAAUCCUCGACGACGACUUCGCCGAGGAAUAA
This is a messenger RNA of Caenorhabditis auriculariae, 14598 nucleotides long. Lineage: Eukaryota; Metazoa; Nematoda; Chromadorea; Rhabditida; Rhabditidae. The record is from the annotation of a GenBank genome assembly.